UUAACCGAUUACGUGACAAAUGGUCUAAACGGAACAACGUUGGCCGUCUACAAAUUGAAAAUUUUGGACAAAUUUAGACGCAGUCACCAUGAAACGAAAUUGCCGCUGGAGGAACUCCAGAAAGCGUCGAGGGGACUUUGAUCUGGUUGACGAUAUAUUGGUGUCGAGUACUGA
Camelina sativa (false flax) is the source of this 174-nucleotide messenger RNA. Lineage: Eukaryota; Viridiplantae; Streptophyta; Magnoliopsida; Brassicales; Brassicaceae. The record is from RefSeq and is a predicted model, not a curated record.